Messenger RNA from Acanthosepion pharaonis, 1194 nucleotides. The record is from the annotation of a GenBank genome assembly. NCBI's taxonomy places the organism in Eukaryota, Metazoa, Mollusca, Cephalopoda, Sepiida, Sepiidae.
AUGCUGAUAUUUCAGAAAGGGUUUGAGACCCUGAAGACCCUUGUUCCUGCCCUCCAAGAAUCGUCAUCUCUCAAAGAAAGCAAAGCAUCAAUGCUUUUUAAGGCGGUGGAACAUUGUCGGCAGAUUCAGGCCGAGUGUAAGGCUCAACAGGAGGAGGCAUGUGCUCUGCGGCAAGAGUUAGGUUCCUUGAAUGAAGACAUUGAGAAACUACAGGCCCAGUUGCCUGAUUCUGGAGUGGAUCGAGUCCAUCGGCCUCGAGCCAACUUGAAAGACAUGUUUGAUGAAUACAUCACAAAGCGAACCAAAGAAAACUGGAAAUUUUUUUUUUUCAGUUACUUAAUCCGGCCUCUGUUUGAGUCGUACAACAAAAUGGUGAGCACCGAAACAAUGCAAAACUUUCAAGAUGCAGUCCAUCAUUGGCGAGAAGCAAUGUUAUCACUGACCAGCCUCAGACAAGGAAGUCUAACAGCCAUGCUUCAAAUUAGUACACAGACUUGUAUUAUGGAUAAACCGCACAAGGUCCCCACAGAGACUAAUGAAGGCAUUGUUCAGCUGUCUUUAUCUUUGAACAAAGAGGAUACCACAACACCAUCAGAAUCGGUGGAGGAAAAGAAUGUAGCAAGUCCUUUUUCAUCUUUUUCACCCCAGAAGUCUUUACCUGCUGUGUCGUUAAUCUCAUCAAAUUAUACUCCUAGUUUGCCAGCGACUUCUGCUUCAUUCUCCUCCUCAGUUUCUUCAACUUCUUUCUCCUCUUCAUCUUCCAUUUCAAAUCCCUCCAACCAAGCAUCUUCCUCAAACAAUUUUCUAGCCCCAGAUCCUGUAGAUAAUCUCAUGGUUGGAGCAAGUGCGGCUUCCACUGUUAACAACAUAGAUCUUUCAUUCCUGGACAGAUAUUCAGCCAAUUAUAACAGUCCCAUUAUGGAGAGAUCCAGUACUGAUUAUUUGUCAAUGCCAAACCAAAAUGUCAGCACAGAUGAGACUAAUAAUUUUCUCUGGGAUGAUAUGCAAGAAUUUAUGCUUCUAAAUGACCUGACCCAGAAAGAUAAACAUGAAGGUGCCUCUCCAGUUUCUACCCCACCAUUUGAUUUGAGCUCCUUUGAUUUGACGCAAUUCACAAACAAUUAUGAAACUUUUUCCGAUAAUCAGGUUAAUGCCCCUGUGGUUAAUAGCAGCAAAUUCCUGCGAAAGGUUUGA